Messenger RNA from Neolamprologus brichardi, 3196 nucleotides. The record is from RefSeq and is a predicted model, not a curated record. NCBI's taxonomy places the organism in Eukaryota, Metazoa, Chordata, Actinopteri, Cichliformes, Cichlidae.
CAGUGAUCAACAGUUACAGCUCCCGAGAAGGCACCCGCUUGGCUAUAGGUUUAACCGUUUUCUUCACCUAUUUAUGUAUUUUAACAGACAACUACAUGGCUACGACAGGACGGAAGGACUCCUCUGAGCGGGAAAGACUUCCCUCUCCGGUGACUCGCUACGGCUCCACAGACAGCAGUGGCGAGGAUGACUAUCAAAUUAACAGUCACGACAACAACUGUAACCACAACCGGUUUGCCACAGCACCAGGAUGUCACUGGGUCCACGCUAGUGAGGAAGAGGAGGCGAUUCGCAGGAAGCUAAAAUACUUCUUUAUGAGCCCUUGUGAUAAAUAUCAUGCCAAGGGGCGCUAUCCUUUUAAACUGAUCCUGCAGCUAGCCAAAAUCUUUUUUGUCACCACUCAGUUGGUGCUGUUUGGCCUCAGUAACCAGGUGGUGGUGACCUUUAAGGAGGAGAACACUAUGACCUUCAAGCACAUCUUCCUCAAGGACUACGAUGAGUCCUCAGAUGACUCCUUUGCCGUUUACACACAGAAGGACGUCUACGACCACAUCUUCUACGCCGUGGAGCAGUGUGUUGGUGUGAACCCUAUGACGAUCCCCCAGGGUCCGCUCACAAGCAACUACAAGAACUUUACACUCAAGUUCCACAAGUUGAUUAAUGUUACCAUAGAGUUCCAGCUGAAGGCGAUAAAUAUCCAGACUAUCAUCAACAACGAGAUCCCAGACUGCUACACCUUUCAUAUAACAAUAGUUCUGGACAACAAGGCUCACAGUGGCAAGGUGAAGAUCCGGCUAGAUAACCAGGCGUCAAUAAAGGAGUGCAAAGACCCGAGCAUCUCUGGACAAGUUCAGACGUACGCACGUUUGGCAUUUGAUAUUAUUGUGGUUCUGAUCUGCAUGCUGUCGCUGGUGCUGUGCGGACGCUCCAUAAUACGAGGCAUCAUGCUGCAAUGGGAGUUUGUGCAGUUCUUUAAGACGACGCUAGAUCGUAAAGUGUGCUGGGGAGACCGGCUUGAGUUUAUUAAUGGCUGGUAUAUCCUCCUCAUCAUCAGUGACAUCUUUACAAUCACUGGCAGUUUCAUCAAAAUCGGCAUCGAGACAAAGAAUAUAUCCUCCUAUGACCUCUGUGCCAUCCUUUUGGGAACCUCCACUCUCUUAGUGUGGGUGGGAGUCAUUCGCUACCUCACAUUCUUCCAGAAGUACAAUAUCCUUAUCGUGACACUUCGAGCAGCUUUCCCCAAUGUUAUUCGGUUCUGCUGCUGUGUGGCUGUCAUCUAUCUGGGCUACUGCUUCUGUGGCUGGAUCGUCCUGGGACCAUACCAUGUCAAGUUCCGCUCUCUGUCCAUGGUGUCCGAGUGUCUGUUCUCCCUCAUUAACGGCGAUGACAUGUUCGUGACGUUCGCAGAGAUGCAGGAGACCAGUCCUCUAGUGUGGCUGUUUAGCCAGGUUUACCUGUACACCUUCAUCUCCCUCUUCAUCUACAUGGUGCUGUCUCUGUUCAUCGCUCUCAUCACAGGAGCGUACGAGACCAUCAAGCAUCAAACCCAAGAACCAAUCCACAUAACAGAUCUGCACGCCUUUAUAGCAGAGUGCACAGAUGCACCAAAUUCUGGGAAGUUCAGAGGUUUGGAGACUUCACCUUGCUCCUUCUUCUGCUGCUGUGACAGAACAACCACAUAUGAAGAUGUCCUGCUGGUGAACUGAAGUCAACCUCACCAAUCUCUGAAACCUCACUAGCCUCCCCUGCUGACCAAUAGGGCACACUGCAUCCACCCAACACCCGUUGUCUCCGUGUAUCUGGGUCAAACCAAACGACUGUUCCAAAGUGGGAGUUGCGAUUGGCUGGAACUGCGCUCUGCAGAGGAAACGUGGAACAGCAGCCGUCUUCUUGGACCUGUAGCUUUAUGAAGAAGCAGCUGUUGGCUGAUGAAGAGCCUCUGUAUAAACAGCAGCAUCGAAGAAGGCUAUUGCACAGACAUUUCUCUUGGUUCUAGUGUGUUUUUUGAAACAUUAUUCAGUAUUUUUAAUAUAUCUGGUGUAUUUUAUACUCACCCAGACUAGGAACUCUUUUGGUGCUUUCUAUGUUUUGUUUUUUGUUUGUUUGUUUUACUUUUGAAGUAUUUCAAAUCGGUUGGCUCCUGAGGACGAGACUCUUAAAAUUAGAUAUUUAUAUCAUAUUCGGCAACAUUUUAUUGUACAGAACCCAUUUUAAAAAUUUAAAUAAUCUAAUAUCUCUUAAAUGCCUCUUUAUAGCCAAAGCUAAUUUGCUAGCUGGAGAAUCAUGACAUGACAUUUAAACAGAACAGGACAAAAAAUCCCCCAUGUGAUUGUUUUUACAGAGUUCCAAAACAUAUCAGGAAACGGGACCACAGAUAGGCGUAUGGCGUGGAAUUGAUUCAUUUUCUUUGUGAACUGCACAUUUAUUAUAAAGUUUCGACCAGUGUCAUUAGCGGCGGCUCUGCUGCAUCAUGUUGCCUUCAAAUGUAGAUCCCAGUUUAUUUCAUUUUUAUUGCUUUGUUUUCUUUCAGUAAUGAUCAGGGUAAUGGGACGCAAUCGUUCACUAACAAAGCACUUAGCUUUUGCCUGACCUUGGCUGCAGUUUCUUCUUCAGACCCACAUUUUUUUUAAUGAAGCUGAAGUAUUAAAAAGAAACUCGGUGUAUCAAAGCCAAAAGUGCUGCACCCCUGUUUGUAGACUGCGUUGAUGACCAUUAGCAAACUGGAUCUGACUUAUUUUAAGCACAAUAAGUAGUUCUAAGUAAAGCGGAGUCUGGUUUGGGAGAGAUGACAAGAAGGAAAACAACAGAUUGUCCUGUUUUAGUGGCUUGCUCUGCUUUUUUUUGUUGUUUGUUGUCUUCAUAAUGAUGUCUCUAACUGCUGCCUACUGACUUGAUCUUUAGUAGAAACUUGAAUAAUGUAUGUUUGUUUGUCUUUUUAUCGCAAAAAAACGCACAAUAGUUUAAGGAGUUUUUCAGUCUGGACUCCAAAUACCAUUUAGAGAGAGGAGCUUUGGGUCAGGGAGGAGUAGGUAAAUGAAGUAUAAGAUGUUUUUUCAGCCUUUUCAUUUUCUGCCUGAAACACCAGCAGAGUAAAUUGUAAGCUAAAUAUACAGAUGGACUUUGGAUUUCCAUGGACAACAUGUCUAAAUUAUACAUAACUUUAAAUGUUGUAUCUUGUGUUUCCCUGGAGGGUUUU